AGCAGGGAGGAAGAAAUGCGCAUGCUCCAGUCGCUUCCGCGCAGGCCCCUCCCGUUUCCUAGCAACGCCGCGUCACGUGCGCCGCCGGCCGGCUUCCGUAGCGGGCGCCUGCGGGAGCUGGCGCGUGCCUGUGCGCGCGUGCGCAAGUGUGGCGACCGGCAUGCCCCGCGCUCGCCCCGCCCCUGCGUCGCCGCCGUGCGUGCGCGCGCUCGGCCCGCGCCUCCUCCGCCGGUUCUUAUAGCGGCCGCGGGCGGCGGCGGCGGCAGUUGGAGGCGGUGUCGCCGGCGGGGACGAGACAUCAUGGCGGCCGCGCGGCUCGUGCUGCUGGGGUUCGCGCUGCUGGGCGUCGACGGAGCCUCCGGGGCUGCUGGGGCAGUCUUCACUUCCGUAGGAAACAUCGGCUCCAAGACGCUCCUCACCUGCUCCUUGAAUGACAGCACCACAGAGGUCACCGGGCACCGCUGGCUGAAAGGGGAUGUGGUGCUGCAGGAGGAUUCGCAGCCCGGACAGAAGAUGAACUUGGAGGUGGACCCCGAUGACCGCUGGGGAGAGUACUCCUGCGUCUUCCUCCCUGAGCCCACGGGCAGGGCCAGCAUCCCACUCCGAGGGCCCCCCCGAGUGAAGGCUGUGAAGUCGUCAGAACACAUCAACGAGGGCGAGACGGCCGUGCUGGUCUGUGAGUCCAAGUCUGCGCCUCCCGUCACCGACUGGGUGUGGUACAGGAUCACUGACGCCGGGGACCAGGUCAUCAUGAACGGCUCGCAGAGCAGGUUCUUCGUGAACUCCUCGCAGGGCCGGUCCGAGCUGCACAUCAAGAACCUGGACAUGGAGGCCGACCCCGGCAAGUACGCCUGCAACGGCACCAGCUCCGAGGGCACCGACCAAGCCGUCAUCACGCUGCGCGUGCGCAGCCACCUGGCCGCCCUCUGGCCCUUCCUGGGCAUCGUGGCUGAGGUGCUGGUGCUGGUCACCGUCAUCUUCAUCUACGAGAAGCGCCGGAAGCCCGACGAUGUCCUGGAUGUUGGCGUCCUCCAUGAUGACGACGCAGGCUCCGCACCCCUGAAAGGCAGCGGGAAGCCCCUGAACGACAAAGGCAAGAACAUCCGCCAGAGGAACAACUCCUGAGCCAGGUGGCCCGAGGACACUCCCUGCUCCCAUGUCUGCUGCAACUGGAGCCCACUCCCAGUGCUUGCAAGAUUCCAAGUUCUCGCCUCUUAAACGAAAACCCACCUUGUAGAUUCCCACCGUACGCUUCCUUCUUUUUUUUUUCUUUUUGUCCCUUGAAAAGUAGGGUUUUGUACAUUCAGGACUUUGCUCUUAGGUUUUCCUCUUUAGCUGUUUCACGAGAGCCCACGGAGUUGCUGAGCUCCCGUCUGUGGCUCUUUGAGCUUCUGGGUCUGAGUCGUGGCGGGGUGGGGAGGCACCGCUUUCCCCACUGGCUCGAGUCAGUGCCAAGUCCUUGCCCUUCGCGGGGGGUCACAGGUCACCUGAGGGCCCGCGUCCUGCCUGCCUGAAGCCAGUGCUGUCUGGUCGCACCUUGCGCUUUGAUGUUUCAUUUCCUGAAGGCCCCAGGUCUGUGUGUGACUCAGCCUCAGGGACGACUCUGAUCUCUUGGCCACAGGGGACUUGCCUGUCCACACUGACGGCGACCCCGUCCUGGCCUCAGGUGACCCCCAACCCCUCUGUGUCUGUGCGUCCCAGGGCUGGCUGUCUGGGCAGCCCUGGAGGGGGUUUGCCGGGGAGCUGGUGUCGUAGCCAGGACUCUAGAACCGCAGAAGCCCCUCCCCAGCCUGCCCCUUGGAGGGCGGCCGGCUCGUCACAGCGCCAAGAGUCACGUGGGAACCCAACUCCCACCAACCACCACAAUAAAGAUGCCCCACCUUCACCCUC
Messenger RNA from Cebus imitator (Panamanian white-faced capuchin), 1890 nucleotides. It is a transcript of the gene BSG, whose product is annotated as basigin (Ok blood group). Gene Ontology annotation, cellular component: cell-cell junction. Gene Ontology annotation, molecular function: cell adhesion molecule binding. Gene Ontology annotation, biological process: cell-cell adhesion. The transcript is spliced from 9 exons. The coding region runs from base 16 to 1125 and encodes 369 amino acids. The record is from RefSeq and is a predicted model, not a curated record. NCBI's taxonomy places the organism in Eukaryota, Metazoa, Chordata, Mammalia, Primates, Cebidae.